Molecule: messenger RNA, 3803 nt
Organism: Populus nigra (black poplar)
Lineage: Eukaryota; Viridiplantae; Streptophyta; Magnoliopsida; Malpighiales; Salicaceae
Product: probable disease resistance protein At4g27220
Exons: 2
Coding region: 1666-3687 (673 amino acids)
Molecular function (GO): ADP binding; protein binding
Source: RefSeq, a predicted model, not a curated record
UUCUUGUCAAACAAUACAAUAAUCUUUGCUACCGUAACAUUCUCUUCCAAAUCUCAUCUCAUUAUCCCAUUGAUUUCCCAAUUUCCCUCAUCAAAUUUCUUAAACCUUUCUGAUGAUCAGUGCUUCCUUUUCUGAUUGAAUCGAAUCAUCUGGAGCUAAACAUCUUGCAACUUCCUUGUUAUUUUUAAACCAUAUGUUCUUCUCUGUUCUUGUUUUUCUUCCUGAAUACUACUUAAGCAAACCAGCACUUGAAGAACAACUUGAAUCCAGGACAAAAUGGGUAGAUCAGAUGAUCCGUUUUGGAAGGAAGUUGAAGAUAUGAAUGAUGGAACCAUGAAGUGUAAGUUUUGUGGGCAUUUAUUUGCGAAUGGUACUUCCAUUUCGAGGAUCAAAUGGCAUUUUUCGGGAGAGAGAGGGCAUGGUGUUGGCAUUUGUGGUCAGGUGCCUAAAGAAGUUCAAGGAGCAGCCUUUCUAGCUAUGCGUGGUGGCAACAAAAGACAUAAAAACAUAGCAGGUUCAUGCAAUGUUAAUGAUUAUGCCAUUUCCACCUGUCCACAAGAACAAGACAAUGCAGUACUUGGUAAUUUGGCAGGGGAUGCUGGAAGGAUGCAAGUGGGAGUUCAAGGCAUGAAACAAGGUGUUGGGCAUGAGAGAAUUCAUUCGCGUUUAGAAGCGGCAAAUGGCAUGGAAUACACUGGUGAAGGAUCUUUUCAGCAUGUUGACAGAAGUGUCUCUCCUUGGAGACUCAGAGUUGAUGCUCAUGAGAAUAGAGGAGAAGCAACACAGGGAACAGAUUUAGUGGAUCGAUUUGCUGAUGGUACUUGGGUUCAGAUACACUCUGCCCUUUCAAAGGAGCAGAAGCUGAAUGAAAUCUCUACCUAUUUAAUGCAGGAAGAUGAGGAUGUGGAGCGUCUGCAUGAUGCAUUUGAAACUAUACCGAGAACAGAACAAGUGCAGCAUCUGGAGAGAGGUAUCUCUUGUGAGAGGCCAUCAAUGAAUCAAGCUGAUGAGCCUAGAGGAGAUUCAUCCCAAUUUUGUCUUGACAUUAGAAGAUGUUAUGAUCAACCUUGUGCUCCAUCAGUAAACAAUGAUGUAAAUAGGCAUGAUGAGCAGGACAUGGUUAGAGUGAGGACAGAACCAGUGGAGGAGGAGGACGUGGAGAACUGUGGAAGAUCAGUAGUGCAGGGUGGCGCAGGAGCUAGAUCUUCUGGAAGUCUGAAAUACAACAAGACUAGAGGAGUUCCAUUACCUACUAGCUCUAAAAAGCUAGUGGGUCGAGCAUUUGAAGAGAAUACGAAGGUGACAUGGCCUUUGUUAAUGGAUGAUGAAGUCUCAGUUAUUGGCAUUUACGGGAUGAGGGGAGUUGGUAAAACAACAAUAAUACUACAUAUCUAUAAUGAACUUCUACAAAGACCAGACAUUUGUGAUCAUGUUUGGUGGGUGAUUGUGUCUCAAGAUUUCAGCAUUAAUAAAUUGCAGAAUCUUAUUGGUAAACAUCUUGAUCUAGACCUUUCAAGUGAAGAUGAUGAUCGACACAGAGCUGCCAAAUUAUCAGAAGAACUAAUGAAGAAACAAAAAUGAAUUCUCAUUUUAGAUGAUUUGUGAAACAAUUUUGAGCUACACAAAGUUGGAAUUCCUGAGAAGUUGAAAGGAUGCAAGCUGAUUAUGACAACUCGAUUAGAAACGAUUUGUCAUUGGAUGACAUGCCAACAAAAAAUCAAAGUGAAGCCACUUUCUGAGGGAGAAGCUUGGACUUUGUUCAUGGAGAAACUUGGAUGUGAUAUAGCACUUUCACCAAAAAUGAAAGGAAUUGCGAAAGCUGUUGCAAGGGAAUGUGCUGGUUUGCCAUUGGGAAUUAUUACAGUGGCAGGAAGCUUGAGGGGAGUGGAUGACCUACAUGAGUGGAGAAAUACAUUGAAGAAAUUGAGAGAAUCAGAAUUUAGGGACAAGGAAGUAUUCAAGUUAUUGAGGUUUAGUUAUGAUCGGUUAGGUGAUUUAGCACUACAACAAUGUCUCUUGUACUGUGCAUUAUUUCCUGAAGAUUAUAGGAUUCGGAGGGAGAGGUUGAUAGGUUAUUUGAUCGAUGAGGGAAUAAUUAAAGGAAUGAGGAGUAGGGGAGAUGCAUUUGACGAGGGCCACACGAUGCUUAAUAGACUUGAAUAUGUCUGCCUAUUGGAAAGUGCUCAAAUGACGUAUGUCAAGAUGCAUGACUUGAUUAGGGACAUGGCCAUUCAUAUACUGCUAGAGAACUCUCAAAUCAUGGUGAAAGCAGGUGCGCAAUUAAAAGAGCUGCCAGAUGCAGAGGAGUGGACAGAGAAUCUGACGAGAGUCUCACUAAUGCAAAACCAAAUUAAAGCAAUUCCUUCCAGCUAUUCACCUAGGUGUCCCUAUCUAUCAACUCUAUUGCUAUGUCAAAAUCGUUUGUUGGGAUUUAUUGCGGAUUCAUUUUUCAAGCAAUUGCAUGGGCUCAAGGUCCUCGAUCUAUCUUGCACAGGAAUUGAAAAAUUGCCAGACUCUAUCUCUGAUUUGGUGAGUCUCACUGCAUUAUUGCUUAAUUAUUGUGAAAACUUAAGUCAUGUUCCAUCAUUAAAGAAGCUCAGGGCACUGAAGAGGUUGGAUCUCUAUUGCACUACACUUGAAAAGAUGCCGCAAGGAAUGGAAUGCCUCACCAACCUGAGGUAUCUUAGAAUGAAUGGAUGUGGUGAAAAGGAGUUUCCUAGUGGGAUAUUACCAAAACUCUCUCACCUGCAAGUCUUUGUACUAGAGAAACCGUUAACAGUUAAAGGAAAGGAAGUAGGAUCCUUGAGAAAUUUGGAAACUUUGGAAUGCCAUUUUGAAGGUCUCCCUGACUUCGUGGAGUAUCUCAAAUCUCGGGAUGUCACCCAAUCAUUAAGCACAUACACAAUUUUAGUAGGAAUAAUUGACGGAUCCGAUUAUAUGGGAAUAAUUGAGUAUCCUUUUCCAAGUAAAAGAGUUGGGUUGUUUAAUUUGAGUAUUGACAGAGAUAAAGAUUUUCAGGUCAAGUUCUUAAAUGACAUUCAAGGUUUGGUUUGUGAAUGCAUCGAUGCAAGAAGUUUAUGUGAUGUUUUGUCAUUAGAGAAUGCACUUGAAUUGGAGGAAAUCAGCAUUCGGGGUUGCAAUAACAUGGAGAGCUUGGUUUCAUCUUCUUGGUUCUGCUCUGCUCCACCACCAUUGCCAUCAUAUAAUGGUAUGUUUUCUGGUCUUAAAGAGUUUUAUUGCAGUGGAUGUAAAAGUAUGAAGAAGUUGUUCCCACUUGUGUUGCUGCCAAACCUCGUGAACCUGGAAAGGAUUGAAGUGGUGCUCUGUAAGAAAAUGGAGGAGAUAAUAGGAACAACAGAUGAAGAAAGCAGCACCUCCAAUUCUAUUACGGAAUUCAUUCUCCCAAAGUUCAGAACUCUGGCAUUGUCUGAAUUACCAGAACUGAAAAGCAUUUGCAGUGCAAAACUGAUUUGCAAUUCUCUCGAAGAAAUUAUAGUAAUAAAAUGUGAGAAGCUGAAGAGGAUGCCAAUCUGUCUUCCGUUGCUUGAAAAUGGCCAGCUAUCCCCUCCCCCGUCUCUUAAAUACAUCCGAGCAUAUCCAAAAGAAUGGUGGGAGACAGUAGUGGAGUGGGAGGAUCCUAAUGCAAAGGAUGUCCUUCGUCCCUUUGUAAAGUUUGGGUUAGUUUGAGGAGCCAUCUCAUCCUUUCGUUAAUCCCUUCAUUGUAAGAAUACUAAUUGAUUGUAACAUAAUUAUUUUUGAUAUGAAUGAUGAAAAUAGUCAACAAGGAUAUUUUUAUUAAUUAA